AUGGAGGACAACUCGACAUUGCCUGGGCCAAGUGACUUCGACAGAUUGUUAUCAGCCCUAAAAUCCAGGGGAUCUUUAGCUUUCUGGCUAGGAUGCAUUAUAUGGGCAAUAAUUGAAAUCUUUAUUCUUGUUGGCAAUACUAUCACUUUAAAAAUAAUUAUUUGUAAUCCAACUCUUCGAACGAUUCCUAACUUUCUAAUUGCUUCCUUAGCUAUCUCAGAUAUUGGAYUGGGAGUCUUUUCUGGUCCACUUUGYUUGGGWGCUAUAAUGUUCUCUAAAUGGCCUUUCAGCARCACCUUGUGCCAGUUCCAAGGAAUGGCAGCCUUGACCUUCGCCUGUGCCUCGGUUGAAAAUUUAGCYUUGAUGGCCGUUAAUCGAUAUUUCCGUGUCGUUAARACUACUAAAUAUAACAAAUACUUUAAKAARCGCAAAACKCUAUGCUAUAUUUGUAYUGUAUGGAUGAGUAGCCUAAUAGCUUCGGUGUCGUAUAUUCUAUCUGGCCGAGAAUAUGUCUUUCAUCCAGGCAAGAUGUUCUGUUAUCUGCAAAUUGAUGAUUAUGUCUUUCUGCUACUAACUGUGACCUUUUACAUUGCCUUUCCUGCUAUGCUCAUAACAUUCUGUUACUAUAAAGUUUAUAAGACCAUCCAAAAGCAUAAUAGAUCAAUGUCGAAUUGGGGAAGUUCCUCCCAAAAUCUGUCARUCCAGGAAAUCAACAUCACAARAACRCUUUCUCURAUCGUGGUGAUGUUCAYURCUUGUUGGCUGCCUGUUUUUGUCAUGGAUUUUAUAGACAUCAUCAAAUUAAGGUGGUCUCUGCCAAGAGAGGCAUACGUGGUCUAUACAUUYCUUGYAGSAWCGAGCAGUUCUAUAAAUCCWGUGUUAUAUGGAAUCAUGAAUCCAGUGUUUAGGAAGGAGUACCUUAAAACAUUGACUUGUGGUUUACGAUGCACGAGAAAACGAAACGUKUCACCAGAGRAGCYAGCAAAUAAAGGAACAAAUACUGCUAUUAAGAGGAUACAAGUCAAAGAUAUUACCCGUACUAAAUAA
Actinia tenebrosa (Australian red waratah sea anemone) is the source of this 1047-nucleotide messenger RNA. RefSeq names its product melatonin receptor type 1C-like. Gene Ontology annotation, cellular component: membrane. Gene Ontology annotation, biological process: G protein-coupled receptor signaling pathway. Lineage: Eukaryota; Metazoa; Cnidaria; Anthozoa; Actiniaria; Actiniidae. The record is from RefSeq and is a predicted model, not a curated record. Gene Ontology annotation, molecular function: G protein-coupled receptor activity.